Molecule: messenger RNA, 1897 nt
Organism: Drosophila kikkawai
Lineage: Eukaryota; Metazoa; Arthropoda; Insecta; Diptera; Drosophilidae
Gene: Mkk4
Product: MAP kinase kinase 4
Biological process (GO): MAPK cascade; protein phosphorylation
Molecular function (GO): JUN kinase kinase activity; ATP binding
Source: RefSeq, a predicted model, not a curated record
UGAUCGACUAGGCUGGUCAUACUGUUUUGUUUCCGCUAUUUAUGUAAAUGUUUAGCAAAAUUGCGAAAAAAGUGCAUAAAUGUGCGCUUUCCCAGUGAAAAAGUAGUUGCGUUGCAUCCAGCGGAAAGCCUAGUGUCGUCGGCAAUCGACCGAUCGAAUUGGCGGACCAAACGCAGCCACAGGCAACGUGUUGUAUUCGGGGCGCGGCGCCUGCUGAAAACUGCGGACGGACACGGAACAGACAUCCUUUGGACGAGAACACAUCCACACACAGCUACAGCGACAUCGAUACUUUCUGGCAGUGACCCCGCACCCCACACAAUGGCCGAGCGACCGAAAAAUUUGUUCGCAACCGGACCCAGUCGCUCUCGCGAUCCCCCGGAUCAGCUUAGCCUGAACAACCUCAGCAUCCGCCAUCCGCCUUCGUCCACCUCGUCGACCUCGUCGGGCUCCACAUCCUCGGGCUCAAGUUCCUCAUCGCAGCACAACAAUAUGUCCCGCUGCUUUGGCGCCCAGCAACCGCUGCAGCCGCCGCCGCCGGUGACUGCAGCUCCACUGGCUUCGAGCAGCAACAGCAAUAACAGCUCGGCGGCUGAUCGUCAUCGCGAGCGGAUACGCCAGCAAGCCUGCGGUAAGCUACAGUUCGGCGAGGGCCCGGUCAACACGCAUCAUUUCACUUCGGAUGAUCUCGACGACGAGGGCGAAAUCGGUCGCGGGGCCUUCGGGGCUGUCAACAAAAUGAUAUUUAAGAAACUUGACAAGGUGAUGGCGGUCAAGCGCAUUCGCUCCACCGUAGACGAAAAGGAGCAGAAGCAGCUGCUCAUGGAUCUCGAAGUGGUCAUGAAGUCCAAUGAGUGCAUCUAUAUAGUUCAGUUCUAUGGGGCGCUCUUUAAGGAGGGCGAUUGCUGGAUCUGCAUGGAGCUCAUGGACACAUCGCUGGACAAGUUCUACAAGUACAUAUACGAGAAGCAGCAGCGCCACAUACCCGAGUCCAUUCUGGCCAAAAUCACGGUGGCAACAGUGAAUGCCCUCAACUAUCUGAAAGAGGAGCUGAAGAUCAUUCAUCGGGAUGUAAAGCCAAGCAACAUCUUGCUACACCGUCGGGGAGACAUUAAGCUAUGUGAUUUCGGUAUUUCGGGUCAACUGGUUGAUUCGAUCGCCAAAACUAAGGACGCGGGAUGCAGGCCCUACAUGGCGCCGGAACGCAUCGAUCCAGAGCGGGCCAAGGGCUAUGAUGUGCGCAGCGAUGUUUGGUCCUUGGGCAUCACUUUGAUGGAGGUCGCGACAGGCACAUUCCCGUAUCGUAAAUGGGACUCUGUAUUCGAGCAGUUGUGCCAGGUUGUUCAAGGCGAACCUCCGCGACUAUUGACCUCUUACAAUGGCAUGGAGUUCUCCAAAGAGUUUGUCGACUUUGUAAACACUUGCCUGAUUAAAAAGGAGAGCGAUCGACCGAAAUACAGCCGGCUGCUUGAGAUGCCCUUCAUCCGGCGCGGUGAGACAAGUCAUACCGACGUGGCCGUGUAUGUGGCCGAUAUACUAGAGUCCAUGGAAAAAGACGGGAUCACACAGUUCACUGCAAACCAACAGGCGGAGAGUUAAUCACCUUACGAUACAAGGAAGCAAGUCAUAUUUUAACUAUGAAUCAGUAAAAAGCGAACUAAGUCGAAGCAAAGGGAGGAGAAAAUUAAAAUUGUUGUAUAAUUUGUAGCAUUUUGUAGAAAACAUAGCGCGUAUUUUGUUAAACAGAAAUACAAAACUAAGCGAAAAGUAUGUAUGAUGAUAGAAGGCAAAAUGUGUGUAAAGUUAAAAUACCCACAAAUGUCCUUUGUAAUUGAAUUCUUUUUGUAUGUGCGGCUUUGUGCGCAUAGUUUGUGUUAUGAAUAAAUUUCCAUUUGUA